Messenger RNA from Eutrema salsugineum, 805 nucleotides. RefSeq names its product AIG2-like protein D. The coding region runs from base 101 to 568 and encodes 155 amino acids. The record is from RefSeq and is a predicted model, not a curated record. The transcript has 5 exons. Lineage: Eukaryota; Viridiplantae; Streptophyta; Magnoliopsida; Brassicales; Brassicaceae.
GACUUUUCGAUUAAUUUGUAAUGCCCAAAGAAUUGUCUGUAAUCUGUAAAUAGACGAGACGUUGCAUAUCCGCUCCCAAAUAGUCGGGCCGAAGAAGAAGAUGAGUAUUACGGGGCCGGCGGCGAUGCACAGUGUCUUCGUCUACGGCAGUCUCAUGGCGGACGACGUCGUUCAAUUGCUCCUCAACCGUGUUCCUCGCACCGCCUCCGCGAUCCUCCCUGAUUUCCAUAGAUUCAGCAUCAAAGGACGUGUUUAUCCCGCGAUUUUACCUGCUGAGGCCGAUAAAGUCCCUGGAAAGGUACUAUUUGGAAUCACAGAUGAUGAACUUUACAUUUUAGAUGAGUUUGAGGAUAUUGAUUAUGAAAGAAAGAACGUCCAAGUUUUGCUAACAGAUAGCUCAGAGAAACUUCAGACAAAAACUUACAUCUGGGCAAACAAAGAUGAUCCUGAUCUCUACGGUACAUGGGAAUUCGAGGAAUGGAAGCAACUUCAUAUGGAAGGUUUCUUGAAGAUGACUAAAGAAUUUGCAGAAGAGAUCAAAGCUACCCGGAAUCUGAGACAUGACUGAGUCAGAAGAUGAGAUCUGGUAUUGUUCAUCAAUGGAAAACACUAAGAUAAUGUAAAUAUAUAUCAUUGGUAUUAUUGAAAUCCUCUAGGAAGGGUUAAGAUUCUUCUUCUUCAUGAACGCAUACAUAUUUGCACCGGGGCUUUGUAAUGUUUCUUCAACUAAACGAGUUCAUGAGAAAACAGCUGCAGAUUUUUCUUGUAUGUUAUUAUUUUACAAAACAUGGUAUUAGCUUCGAUU